This is a messenger RNA of Mycena citricolor, 505 nucleotides long. Lineage: Eukaryota; Fungi; Basidiomycota; Agaricomycetes; Agaricales; Mycenaceae. The record is from the annotation of a GenBank genome assembly.
ACGUCCAGGUAUGUUCAUCAUUUUCCACGCGACUGUUAUAGAACUCUCGUGCACGGCCAGACAUGAAAUACGACAAGUAGAACGUUCGUUCAUCAGCGGGGAUGCGGCCGAGCUUUAGUCUCUCCUUGCCUGGAACGACGUGGCACUGUCCCGACAUCCAAGGGAUUGCUGGACGGCGGCUCGGAUGGAGGGGGUCCGCCAAAGCUAUCGACGUUGCGCAACGCACGCUCGAUGAAGCUUCCCGCCCCGGUACGAGUUGCAGGAGUCCUCUCACGUGCGUCUGUCUGGGCAUGCGUCGGCGGCACAUCAAUGCUGAUAUGACGUUUGAUGCUGUUCUUCACAGCAGUCUGCGCCUGGGACAAGCUCACAGCUCCUCUGUCCUCGGCGUUCAGUGUCUUAACCGGUGUCGAGGCCCGAGAUUCCGUCAUUGCUCUAUGCAGGCUGUCAAUCUGGCGCUGCAACUCCACAAGACAUUCCUCAACGCUCUGGCUCUUGCGCCCAGAAA